CCAGGGAUAUUACUUUAAAAAACAUGGGUGUAAACAGCACAAACAAGACACUAUUUUUAAUAACUCUUGUUUUAAAAAUAAUCGGCUUAAAAGCGGCCGGUGAGUUCAGUAUUUUAUAUUCUCCAGAUUCUUUACGUUUUAUGGCAACUGAUAAAACUUCGGAGAGUAAUUUAAAAGAGAUAUUUUCUGCAGCACUCGGGCUCUCUGUGGAACAUAGUUCGGAAUGGAAAGGAUUAAUUGUCGUGGAUCCUUUCAAUACUCCUGAAGCAGCCGUGGAAGUAUAUAUUGAUGGUAUAAGAAGCAUUGGUGAACAUAUUGCUUUGAAUACCUACAAACUUAGUGUAGACGAGUAUGAACCAGAUACCUACAAAUCAGUAAAAGAAAGAAUAAAGCAGCAUUUUACGGAAGGAGGCAAUAAAAUAGCGAGUGUUAAAUUAAGUAAUGGAAACGAGUUCAGGAAGUUACUUGGUAAUUUUAUAAAAAAUAAAAAACCCACCAAAGAAGUACUUCACCACUUAAAGUAUAACGUGGAAGAAGAUUACCUCUUUAUAAACGAGCUUCAGAUUUUACGAGCUGUUAUUCAAUGGAUCCAAGAUGGGGGUAUUGUCCCAGACAACCAAAUUGAUUUCUUCAAUUUUCGUAUUCGCAGUCUUCAUGGUGUAUCUGACUAUCAUGGUCCCAAUUCUAAAGAAACUACAGAAGCUAAGAAAUUAUUAGGCGAAGCUGUUCAAGAACUCAGCAAGGCAUUUGUCGAAGCCUAUGUUGGUUCGGUAUUAGUUACAGCUGUUAGCACUGAUGUCCCUCACACUCGUCGCUCAGCUCGAUCGGUCUCUAUACCAGACUUGAAUGUCACCCAAAGAAAAUGGUCAUAUAAUUGGUCCAAUGAAAGUUCAGAUAAGAAAAAGAAUCGUUACAAAUUUGUAAAACCAGCUGGUACUGCCGAUUAUGAAUGGAUGAGCCGGGCGAUCGUAAGGCCAAAAACUCGUGAAGGUGGUGGAGAUAGUGGGACGAGUACUGAAGUUGUUCCAACAACUGAACAAGAUACAACUACCACCGGUGGAAGUAUCGGUGUAACUGUCGAUGGAAGUGGUAGUGGAAGUGGCGAUGGAAGUGGAAUUGGAAAUGAUACUGCAAGUGUAAAUGCAACAAAGCCAGCGAAUGGCACUAUUGCUGAUGAUUUUGACGUCGACUAUCCAGCAGUAUUUAAUAUAUUUCUGUGGUUCGGAAUGGUAAUGACAUUUUCUAUGCUUGCUAUCAUGUAUUCUUUUAUGGACAUGGACCCGGGCCGCGACACCAUUAUCUAUAGGAUGACUAGUAUGAAAAUAAAGAAAGAUAAUUAAAUAGCUU
Molecule: messenger RNA, 1347 nt
Organism: Spodoptera litura
Lineage: Eukaryota; Metazoa; Arthropoda; Insecta; Lepidoptera; Noctuidae
Product: ATPase H(+)-transporting accessory protein 2-like
Biological process (GO): positive regulation of Wnt signaling pathway
Cellular component (GO): external side of plasma membrane; membrane
Molecular function (GO): signaling receptor activity
Source: RefSeq, a predicted model, not a curated record